AUGGCGGCGGCGGCCACCACGGCGGGCCCGGCGGGGCCCGAGCCCAUGCCGAGCUACGCGCAGCUAGUGCAGCGCAGCUGGGGCAGCGCGGUAGCGGCGGCGCGGGGCUGCGUGGACUGCGGCUGGGGGCUGGCCCGCCGGGGCCUGGCCGAGCACGCGCACCUGGCGCCUUCCGAACUGCUGCUGCUGGCGCUCGGCGCGCUCGGCUGGACCGUGCUGCGCUCAGCGGCCACCGCGCGCCUCUUUCGGCCCCUGGCCAAGCGGUGCCGCCUCCAGCCCAGAGAUGCCGCCAAGAUGCCUGAGAGCGCCUGGAAGUUCCUCUUCUAUCUGGGCACCUGGAGCUACAGCGCCUACCUGCUCUUUGGCACUGACUACCCCUUCUUUCACGACCCGCCCUCUGUCUUCUAUGACUGGACACCUGGCAUGGCGGUGCCACGGGACAUCGCAGCCGCCUAUCUGCUGCAGGGAAGCUUCUACGGCCAUUCCAUCUACGCCACGCUGUACAUGGACGCCUGGCGCAAGGACUCGGUGGUCAUGCUCGUCCACCAUGUGGUCACCCUGGUCCUCAUUGUCUCCUCCUAUGCCUUCCGGUACCACAACGUGGGCAUUCUGGUGCUCUUCCUGCAUGACGUCAGCGACGUGCAGCUGGAGUUCACCAAGCUCAACGUCUAUUUCAAGUCCCGGGGCGGCUCCCACCACCCUCUGCACGCGCUGGUUGCGGACCUGGGCUGCCUCAGCUUCAGCCUCAGCUGGUUCUGGUUCCGCCUCUACUGGUUCCCACUCAAGGUCCUGUACGCCACGUGCCACUGCAGCCUGCGCUCCGUGCCCGACAUCCCCUUCUACUUCUUCUUCAACGCGCUCCUGCUGCUCCUCACCGUCAUGAACCUUUACUGGUUCCUGUACAUCGUGGCUUUCGCUGCCAAGGUGCUGACGGGCCAGGUUCAAGAGCUGAAGGAUGUACGGGAAUACGAUGCAGCAGAGGCCCCGAGCCCCAAGCCCAGCAAAGCUGAGAAGCCGCUGAGGAACGGUUUGGUGAAGGAUAAGCGCUUCUGA
Eptesicus fuscus (big brown bat) is the source of this 1053-nucleotide messenger RNA. RefSeq names its product ceramide synthase 1 (gene CERS1). Gene Ontology annotation, cellular component: membrane. NCBI's taxonomy places the organism in Eukaryota, Metazoa, Chordata, Mammalia, Chiroptera, Vespertilionidae. The record is from RefSeq and is a predicted model, not a curated record. Bases 1 to 1053 code for a protein of 350 amino acids. Gene Ontology annotation, biological process: ceramide biosynthetic process. Gene Ontology annotation, molecular function: sphingosine N-acyltransferase activity. The transcript is spliced from 7 exons.